This is a messenger RNA of Micropterus salmoides (largemouth bass), 508 nucleotides long. Its product is annotated as protein O-GlcNAcase-like. Gene Ontology annotation, molecular function: beta-N-acetylglucosaminidase activity. The record is from RefSeq and is a predicted model, not a curated record. Gene Ontology annotation, biological process: glycoprotein metabolic process. NCBI's taxonomy places the organism in Eukaryota, Metazoa, Chordata, Actinopteri, Centrarchiformes, Centrarchidae. The transcript is spliced from 3 exons. The coding region runs from base 194 to 457 and encodes 87 amino acids.
GAAGCUUCAGCUGAGUACCUGAAUGCAGCACGAGAGCUCCAGCGAUGUAGAGGGAAGGAGAGGAAGAGGAGGAGGGUGGAGGCAGAUCGAGGAGAUGAAUGAAGAGGAUCCCCGGUAUCUAAGCUGACUGAUGGGGUGAGCAUCUCGUCUUCCCUCGCUCGAUAGGGCCGACUGGAAGCGGAGGGAGGACAGGAUGGAGGAGAGGAAGCAGUUUCUUUGUGGGGUGGUGGAAGGUCAGCUGCGUACUCUCAUAGCGGAAGCCCAGUUGAGAGGCCUGAAGUUUGUUUACGCCCUCUCUCCUGGUCAGGACAUCGUCUUCUCUUCUUCCUGUGAUCUGACACUACUCAAGCGCAAGCUGAGACAGGUGUCAGACCUGGGUUGGCUAGGCUUUACAUCAUUCCAUUUCAGGCCGACAGCGAGGCCUUUUCUUCAUUCGCCCAUGCUCAGGUCACUGUAACCAAUGACAUGUAUCGGUUCUUGGGGGAACCGCCUGUUUUCCUAUUUUGCC